Malaclemys terrapin pileata is the source of this 1305-nucleotide messenger RNA. It is a transcript of the gene TBXT, whose product is annotated as T-box transcription factor T. Gene Ontology annotation, molecular function: DNA-binding transcription factor activity, RNA polymerase II-specific; RNA polymerase II cis-regulatory region sequence-specific DNA binding. Gene Ontology annotation, biological process: regulation of transcription by RNA polymerase II; heart morphogenesis; somitogenesis. The record is from RefSeq and is a predicted model, not a curated record. Lineage: Eukaryota; Metazoa; Chordata; Testudines; Emydidae. The transcript is spliced from 8 exons. Gene Ontology annotation, cellular component: nucleus. The coding region runs from base 1 to 1305 and encodes 434 amino acids.
AUGAGUUCUCCCGGCACGGAGAGCUCCGGCAAGAGCUUGCAGUACCGGGUGGACCAUCUCCUGAGCGCGGUGGAAAACGAGCUGCAGGCUGGCAGCGAGAAGGGAGACCCCACGGAGCGGGAGCUACGAGUCACUCUGGAGGAGAAUGAGCUGUGGCUGCGCUUCAAGGAGCUCACCAACGAGAUGAUCGUGACCAAGAACGGCAGGCGGAUGUUCCCCGUGCUGAAGGUGAGCGUGUCCGGCCUGGACCCCAACGCCAUGUACUCCUUCCUGCUGGACUUCGUGGCCGCCGACAAUCACCGCUGGAAGUACGUGAACGGGGAGUGGGUCCCCGGGGGCAAACCCGAGCCGCAGGCCCCGAGCUGCGUCUACAUCCACCCGGACUCGCCCAACUUCGGAGCGCACUGGAUGAAGGCGCCGGUUUCCUUCAGCAAAGUCAAACUCACCAACAAGCUCAAUGGAGGGGGGCAGAUCAUGUUGAACUCCUUGCACAAGUAUGAGCCUAGGAUUCAUAUAGUGAGAGUUGGUGGCCCUCAGCGUAUGAUAACCAGCCAUUCCUUCCCAGAGACCCAGUUUAUAGCUGUGACAGCUUAUCAGAAUGAGGAGAUCACAGCUUUAAAAAUUAAAUACAAUCCAUUUGCAAAGGCUUUCCUUGAUGCCAAAGAAAGAAGUGAUCACAAAGAUAUGAUGGAUGAAGUUGGAGACAAUCAACAGUCUGGGUAUUCACAGUUAGGUGGCUGGCUUAUUCCUGGAACUGGGAGUCUGUGCCCCCCCUCCAAUCCUCAUGCUCAAUUUGGAGCACCUCUAUCACUGUCCUCUGCUCACAGCUGUGAAAGAUUCUCAUCGCUGAGGAAUCAUCGUUCUGCCCCUUACACCAAUCCAUAUGCCCAUAGAAACAACUCUCCAACCUAUGCUGAUAAUUCCUCGGCCUGUCUUUCCAUGCUCCAAUCCCAUGACAACUGGUCCAGUCUAGGAGUUCCCACACACACUAGUAUGCUGCCCAUGAGUCACAGCACUGGUACAUCUACCAGCUCCAGUCAGUAUCCCAACUUGUGGUCUGUGAAUAACAGCACCAUCACACCCGUGUCUCAGUCAGGUGGGAUGUCCAAUGGACUGAGCUCCCAGUUUUUGCGAGGCUCUCCAGCACACUACCCACCUCUUCCUCACUCUGUCACUGCCUCCUCCUCGGGAUCUCUGCUGUAUGACGCUGGCACACCAACAGACAUUUCUGACAGUCAGUAUGAUACCUCUGCACAUAAUAGGCUGGCAUCCACAUGGACUCCUGUCACACCACCUUCCAUGUAA